This is a messenger RNA of Scatophagus argus, 2341 nucleotides long. RefSeq names its product Src like adaptor 1a (gene sla1a). Gene Ontology annotation, molecular function: protein binding. The record is from RefSeq and is a predicted model, not a curated record. NCBI's taxonomy places the organism in Eukaryota, Metazoa, Chordata, Actinopteri, Scatophagidae. Bases 433 to 1263 code for a protein of 276 amino acids. The transcript has 7 exons.
ACCUUUCACGGUUUCUGUAUCGAAGGAACUGGUAUUGCUUCACACCGGUCAACCGAGCACAGUCUGGUGUAACUUACGAAUAUGCGACACAUUGGAAGGAUGUGUUGAAAUGCAUGUAUUUUGGAUUCAUCAUAGUGCAAAUUAUGUAACAUGACUUUGCAAUACAUGAAUUCAGUAUCAUUAAUCAGUGUUCAGUACCCAGAACCUGUGCUGCAAUGGAAAAUUAGAGAUAGAGUCUAGCCUCAGCUUCCCCAUUCUGUCAGCUGAUAUUGUUCAAUGGUCAGCUUAAAGGAAGUUAGAAACUACAUGGUGCGGCAGCAGAGAGAAGCUUAGUGGUAUAAAAAGUAAAGAUGAGUACAUGAGUGGAAAAUUGAAGCGGGGACUUGAGGACUACAUUCACAGUAUCUGUCUGUCCUGACUUCAGGCUGGAGGAUGGGGAAUAUGAUGCGAGGUGUGAGCACCAGAGACAAGGUCGACACAGAUAACUGUGACGGCUCUCUAAAGGGUACAGAAGACGAGAUUUUGGUGGUUCUUGAAGACUACCCGUCUGCUGAAAUCAGCGAGCCUAUCUACAGGAUGGGGGAGAAGCUCCGAGUCAUUGCUCAGGAGGCCUACUGGUGGAGAGUUCGCUCUGUUCAAACAAGAAAGGAGAACUACAUACCCAACAGCCACGUGGCCAAAGUGUACCAUGGUUGGCUGUUUGAGGGAGUGGAGAGGCAGAAGGCUGAGGAGCUGCUCAGUCUGCCUGGGAACAGAGUGGGCUCCUUCCUCGUGCGGGAGAGUUCCAGAGAGAGGGGUCUGUAUUCACUGUCAGUGAAGCACAGGAGCGUAAAGCACUAUCGCAUCUUCAGACUGGAUAACAGCUGGUACUACAUCUCCCCUCGCCUCACUUUUCAGUGCCUUGAAGAUAUGAUCAACCACUACUCUGACUUUGCAGAUGGCCUAUGUUGUGUGCUGACGUCCCCCUGUCUGUUGGGCGCAACCCCGACGUCAGAUGCAACUUCUGGAGCUCCACCUGUAGUCAUGAGGCGCAACUUUGACUGGAGGAAAGUAGACAGAAGACAGCUAGUCAGCGCUGACAGCAGCUGCAGCGACAACAUGCUGAGCUACGGAGUGAGGAACAGCAUCGCUGCCUACCUAUCCUUUUCUGAGAAUCCACCCUCCGAACAGAUGAGAGCAGAGAGCAGGAAGAAAAAGAGUAAAUCUGUUUACGGACUCCCUGAUAGCAGCCUCGCAAACACUGAAUAUGAAGAGGACUUCUAGAGACAGCAGAGGGAUUCAAAAGACUGGAAUACCACAUUUCUAAUGUUGGCAGUGGGCUGCACUGCGCGAACAUUUAAAUUAAGCAUCCCAGACAUCAAAGUGUGUUUUAGUUUCUAAUGUGAGCACUUUGAAGGACUUUAACAGUAACGCAAAUUGCAUGACAACUUACAUGUUGACUCAACCGAUGAGACAAGCGGACAACGGUGCAAUUGAACUGUGAUGUGUAUUCAGCACAUGGGCCGGAAAAACGAACAGCCUGGCAUUAUGAUAGCUGAAAAACAGACUUGAAUGCUGCGCUUGCUCCUGGGUAAUAUUGAUAAGUAUAUGAGCAUUAGUGGCUUUCAAACUAUUUUUUCUGUGUUCUUAAUAAAUGUUGUAUGGGAAAAUAUAUUUGACACUGACUUAAUUUCAGCAGAUACUGAGCAACAUAAGCAAUAAUUUGGAGUCAUGUUUGCUUCCUUCUGAUCAGCCCAAUAGUCACUCUUCUUCUGGACCUAAAACCAGAAAAACCAGUCAAAAAACCAGUAAAAUAUCAUUUUGAAAAUCAGAAACUCCACUUUAUUCAUAGCUGAUUCCCUAAGAGAACAAUUAUCUUGCAGAAAAAGGCUGCUAUUACAACGUCAUACAUACACAAACCUCACACACAUCUUUGACAAAGUACUGAAGCCAACAUGAACAUUUGUGCGUCAUGGUUGCAUUGUACAAGAUCUGAACCAGUGAUUAUGAUGUAGUAUACUGUGCAGUCCGUCCAUGUGAUUUGUGUUGCUGUACUGUGGCGUGUCGCUAAUUUUAAGCUUUUGAGGACAGUUUGUGUCUUUUGAACAGAAUCCAAGUUUAAAUAGCGCAGUGACUACAAUGGGCAUAAGUUCUGAGAGUUCCUAACUUCAAAUUUCCUCACAAACAUCCUGCCAAACUGUUGAUAAUUGUUGAACUUCCUCUUUUGAGCCGAUUCUUGCCAGUGUGACAGUCUCACUAAUUUCACAUGUUUACCAUAUGACAGUCUGACUGAACAGCUGCUAUUUAAUAAGGCAAUAAAUAACUGUAUAGCUUUAAUAAAUACAGGCAAAUGCUAAACAUG